AUGUUUAACGAUGAUUGUGUAGGUUGCAAAAACCCAAUCAAGCGGUUAUAUUUUUAUUCUAAAGGUGUGGUUUUUCUGUGUCAUAAAUGCCAAAAAAUAUGUGCUGACGAAUUCCCAGAUAAAUUUUCUAGAUCGACUGUUAAGAAUAUAGAUCCAAGAGGCGAAAAUACGCCAACCAAAAGCUCUUUAAACAAUUUGAGAAAAUAUGGAGUCCUUCUCACAACACAGAUAGGGCAUAGGAUUCAUGAAAUUAAUUUAAAGACUGCAAGAUCUCAAUAUAAGUUGCUUUCUAAGCUGCAAGCUAUAUUUAAAAAUGCUCCGAUGGAACAAAAGAUAGGGCUUGGAAAAUCUUUAAAACUUUGCUAUAAUCGAGAUUAUAAUUUAGAGGAGAUUAAUAACGUGGGGGUUGCUUAAAAUUUAUAAAAAUUUCUUAUAUGGAAAUUAAAAAAUAUAAAUGAGAAUAAAUUUUAUAUUAAAAUAAAUAUUUUUAAAAAAAUUUUUUUUGGCAAAGAAUAGUUGGAAUGGAGGUCUACCUUAAUUAUUUAAGACCUUUGGGAUCAUCAUUUGAAGAACUAGCUGAUAUGUUUCAAUAUUUUUAUGAUCAUUAUAUCAAAAAAUAUAUGCUCGGAACUCAGCAAUCCAUAAAUAUAUCAUAA
This is a messenger RNA of Blepharisma stoltei, 656 nucleotides long. The record is from the annotation of a GenBank genome assembly. Lineage: Eukaryota; Ciliophora; Heterotrichea; Heterotrichida; Blepharismidae.